Molecule: messenger RNA, 2212 nt
Organism: Rhodamnia argentea
Lineage: Eukaryota; Viridiplantae; Streptophyta; Magnoliopsida; Myrtales; Myrtaceae
Product: E3 ubiquitin ligase BIG BROTHER-related
Exons: 7
Coding region: 405-1931 (508 amino acids)
Source: RefSeq, a predicted model, not a curated record
GCACUCUACUCUUCAUCUUCUUCUCUCUCUGCAAGCUUACUUUGUCUCAUUCUCCAUCUAAUCCCGCCCACCAUCAUUACCAUCUUUGAAUCCUCUCUCUCUCUCUCUCUCUCUCUCUCUCUCUCCCACGCCCAACUUUAUUCACACCCAUUUCAUUUCUCUCCCGGUAAAAUUCCAGCUGUUUUACGGUACUCGCGCUUGAAGCUUCAAUGCUUGCUUGGUAUGCCCCUCCAGAUCUGCGCCCGUAAUGGACCCAGCUUUUCGUUUUCUUGAUUCCUGAUUCUGCGCGAGUUUUAGCGACAAGGAUGCCGGCAUAGGGUUGCCAGUAAACCCUUUCUUUUUCUUUUCUUCUGGUUCUUUUCUUGGAAGCAUUUUGUGUGAUCGCAUUGCUUAGAUUUCGCUGGAUGGGAUCUGGCACUAGCAAGGCGUCUUCAAGCCGCUCCCGAAGGGAUCGAUCCAAAGGGAAAGGUAGGGUUUUCCAGUCAGCCUGCCUCGGGGCUCCCUCUGGAUCUCGCGACAAAGACGAUGGGGAUCAGGUUUUUGAACAGCAAGACAAAGAUGAUGAGGACGACUUCGGUUCCUGUGCAAACCGGAAUGGAACUGUGAGGGAUGAGGUUAAGGUUGAAUGUCACAGAAAAGCUGAAGUUGAUUCCUUGGCUGAUAUGUCUCGUAUGUCUUCUGAUAUCGAGUUUCAAGAAUGGAACCAACCUAGUGUGACCGGCCCUGUUGGUAGAGCUGGAAGCAGCUCUAUCCGAGCUUCUUCAACUCAGUCCUUGAACCCCACCAAUCGCUUCCUUUCUCGCUUUAGUUUUAUUCCUGGUAACGUGAGCUUCAGGCUAAGCAGAGCAAUCAGCUUACGAUCUUCAAGGGAUUAUAAUAUAUCUCCAACAAAUCUCACAGUAGAGGACAAUGACGCAGACUUUCAUUUGCCCGGAUCACCUCCCAGUGGGUUGGUGAAUCUGAAUGGAUCUCAACAAGGGAAUGAAGAAAGUGGACUUCCUGAAAGACGAGCCGGAGCUCGCGAACCUGUUGAAAGGAAUGUCCGUUUCAGCAGAACCCUUAGUGUGGGAAGGCUUCGUGAUAGAGUUCUCCGUCGAUCAUCAUUACCUGACUUAUCAUUUGGCGCAGUGCAGCUAGAAGAGGUGAGAAAUGAUGCUGAAGGUAAUGAAAGACAGGUCUUGAGUGUUGAGACGGCAGAUUUAGCCCCUGCUGAUAAUUCAGUACCAUCUGCAUCGACAUCUGGCUACUCUCCUUCUGAUCUGUCUAGCACCUUAUUUAACAACCAAGAUCAUGACAUUGAGGCAACGCAGUCAAGGGAGGCUAGAUACCGUGAUUUGUUAGAACAUAGAACAGAUUUCCUUGAACGCAGGAGGCGAAUACGUUCCCAGGUUCGCGCUCUCCAGAGACUAGGAAGCCGUUUUGAGAACCUAUCUGGCCAUGAGAGAUCUUGCAUUCUAUCUGGUCAGCAUAGGACAGGUCGCUGCAUGUGUCGUAGAAGUAUUCGUGAUGCCACUUCAAAUGAUGAUGCCAAUGCUAGGGCUAGCAUAUCACGAAUUGUAAUGCUGGCUGAAGCUUUAUUCGAGGUUCUGGAUGAAAUUCACCAGCAAUCUGUUGUUUUAUCAUCCCGACCUUCUGUAUCUUCAAUUGGAUCUGUUCCUGCGCCAAAUGAAGUUGUGGACUGUUUGCCAAUCAGAUUGUACACAAAGUUGCCAAAGAAUCAGGAUGAGGAGGCCGCACAAUGUUACAUAUGCCUUGUCGAGUAUGAGGAUGGCGACAGUAUGCGAAUACUUCCAUGCAACCACGAGUUUCACAGGACAUGCGUAGACAAAUGGCUUAAGGAGAUUCACAGGGUAUGUCCGCUUUGUCGUGGGGAUAUAUGCCGGUCUGAUUCAUUUUCUGCUGAGGAUGAAGCAAAUCAGUUAGCUAUCUGAUUAUUGAAGAUUACAGCCUUUACUGUGCUUGAUGGUGAAAGGCCAUGCCUACUCCAAGGAUUGACAGUAAAGCACAACUCGUCGUUAAGUUCAGUGCUUCUCCACCAAUAUGCAGUUGGUUUGUGACUUAUCGAGAAAUCCAUUAUUGGUAGGAGUGGACUGAACUGCUUGCAAUCUGCAAAUCUCGUUUUGGGGAGAUAAAGAGAGAGGGUUUUCCUCUUGUGUACUUGCUUGCUACAUCAUUCCCUCAAUGAAGAUGCUGGCUUUUUGGGUUGUCGAAA